GGGAAGACCGCGCCAAAGCUCAGACAGCGACUACUCUUCGGAAUAACAAUGAGCUGCAGAGGGCUUUUAAACGCACUCUGCUGCUGAGACCGUUAUCACGCACAUCGGAGUGUUCGGUUUUCUUUUUAAUUACCUAGUAGGACUGUUUUUGGUGGAGUUGCUUGAGUCAAGACACAAGCGUCAGAUUGAAUGCCGGUUUUCGGGAAAGGCUAUACGACUUCACGGUCGUGACACUACUUGAACGGGCGCGGUGUGGCGGAGUUGGCGCACUGCUGGACUGGAUAUAUUGGCAGCCAAGACGGUCCGCGCCAUCAUUUAUACUGCGCCUGAUUUAACUUCUGCUCAUACUGUAUUUGUACUCCUGACCCUCAGCGGGUGAAUAGGGCUCGUCUACGCCAGCUUUUCACCUCGAAUAUGUUGCUGUCAAAGUUUGGUUCAUUUUCGCAUAUUUGCAAUCCUUCGAGCAUGGACCAUCUACCCGUGAAAAUACAGCUCCAGUCGGUCAAAGUGGAAAAGGAGCCGUUCGAAAAGGUUUACCAAGUGGGCUCCGUGCUGGGCAGCGGAGGAUUUGGGACAGUGUACGCCGGCAGCCGGAUCUCUGAUGGCGCACCGGUUGCCGUGAAACAUGUUGCAAAGGAGAGGGUAACCGAGUGGGGUGCAAUUAACGGAGCUAUGGUGCCUUUGGAAAUCCUGCUACUGAAGAAGGUCAGCUCGUCGUUUCGCGGAGUUAUCAAAUUGCUGGACUAUUACGAGCGGGCGGACGGCUGGCUGAUCGUUAUGGAGAGGCCGGAACUCGUCAAGGAUCUUUUCGACUUUAUCACAGAGAAGGGCGCCUUGGACGAGGACACAGCGCGGGGCUUUUUCCGACAGGUUUUGGAGGCCGUCAGACACUGCUACAGCUGCGGCGUAGUACACAGAGACAUCAAAGAUGAAAACCUGCUUGUGGAUCUACGCACCGGGGAGCUCAAGCUUAUUGACUUUGGCUCAGGGGCGAUUCUCAAGGACACAGUCUACACCGAUUUCGAUGGUACAAGAGUGUACAGCCCACCAGAGUGGAUUCGCUUCCACAGAUACCAUGGACGCUCAGCUACUGUGUGGUCGCUGGGUGUGCUGCUGUAUGACAUGGUGUGUGGAGACAUCCCCUUUGAGCAGGACGAGGAAAUCCUCAGAGGAAGACUGUACUUCAGGAGGAGGAUUUCAGCUGAGUGCCAGCAGCUGAUCAAAUGGUGCCUGGCCCUACGGCCCUCAGACCGACCGACCCUGGAGCAGAUUUGUGACCACCCCUGGAUGAGGGCAACGGCCGAGUCAGCCAAGACACCAGAGGAGCCGGUCGCUGGUGACAUCCGCCUCAGGACCAUUGACACAGACUCUUCAUCAAGCACAAGUUCGAGUAAAGAGAGCCUCUGAGGACGGCUCUGAUGGACUGAAAAGACUUCCUGGGGAAAGAAGGGGUGUGGAUGGAGUGACUGAUAUGGCCAGCAGUCUGUAGCCCAGCUUGCCCCUCUGUGGCUGGGCAUGUGACUCAUCUGGUCUGGCAAGAAAAAUGUACUAUAAUUUUCCUUUUUUGUAGGGAAUUUCUAAUUUAUUACUGUUCUUCCUUACUUUAUUGCCCCAUUCCUUUUUUAUUUGUUGAAUUUACCUGUUUCCUAAUAGGGAACACUUUGCUGUUUGGGCGGUCUUACCAGCACUAUUUAUUUUACCCCAUUUUUAAUUUUGUUUUACCUAUUUUGAUACUAGGCUGGUAUAUGCAGGCAAGGCCCUCCGAUUCAGUCACAGCUGCUCUCAUAGAGCUAGGAGAAAAACCUUUUUAUUUAAAUGUUUAAAUUUUGAUUAUGGAGUGCCUUUGUUUGGAAAGCUGCUUUUCUGGUGGCUUUUGUCAACAGCCCUGUUUUUGGAAAUGCCCACAGCAAGGCUAAGUUGCCUGUGCUGUGAUAGAAGGAGGGGUUUAGACUUUGUUUUUUUAUUUUUUAUUCCCCUCCUCUCCAUCACUGUGAGCCAACUAGCCCUCAGUCAAGAGGCUACAAUAGCAUUAGGCAGGAGAAGGUGGUGGGGGCUCUUCCUGACAAUGGAAUACUUGAAACACACGACUCAAUUCUGUGUUGCUCUCUUUUAACGCUGCUCACUCAUUCACUCUAAUGCCUGAACAGGUGUUUGGAAACGGAAUCUGUUUUCCAAAUGUCUACAAAAUGUCAAUUUCCCCCCCCCACCACACACACACACACACACACACACACACACACACAUAUAUAUGCUUUUUGUGGGGUGUGUGGCCCUCUUGACUUACCUUUUCGUUUUAUCUCCCACCAUCUCACUGCUUGACACUACACAGCCCCCACCCCUGAGCUCCCUCAGGGUUUGGGGUGUGAAAUGCACAAUCAAUGCAAUAUUCAUGGACUCAAUUAUGAUUUGUUUUCUAACAAAUAUUGUACAGCAUUUUUUUUCUCUAUUUGUGUGUGUACAUUUUUUUCUGCCCAUUUGCAUUAAUUUAUUUAACAUGUAGACAUUCCACACUGUGGCUAUUUAUUUAUUUA
Molecule: messenger RNA, 2531 nt
Organism: Monopterus albus (swamp eel)
Lineage: Eukaryota; Metazoa; Chordata; Actinopteri; Synbranchiformes; Synbranchidae
Gene: pim3
Product: Pim-3 proto-oncogene, serine/threonine kinase
Exons: 6
Coding region: 415-1407 (330 amino acids)
Biological process (GO): regulation of mitotic cell cycle; protein autophosphorylation; negative regulation of apoptotic process
Cellular component (GO): cytoplasm
Molecular function (GO): protein serine/threonine kinase activity; ATP binding
Source: RefSeq, a predicted model, not a curated record